Messenger RNA from Prunus armeniaca (apricot), 1674 nucleotides. The record is from the annotation of a GenBank genome assembly. Lineage: Eukaryota; Viridiplantae; Streptophyta; Magnoliopsida; Rosales; Rosaceae.
AUGAACAAUAAAGGGGCAAAUCAAUCCUCUAAUCCUAAGGCCAAUGCUGCUGCUACUUCUUCAGGUUUGUCACAAGCAAUCCUCGAUAGUGGUGCAACUGAUCAUAUUACUUCUUCUCCAAAUUUGCUUGUCAACUGUCGUCAGAACACUGUUUUACUGCCAGUUAUUAUGCCAAGUGGAGAACAGGCUCCAAUCACAUCUACUAGAACUUUACCUUUGAACUCUAUUAUUUCUCUAAAAAAUGUGCUUGGUAUGCCAUCUUUUAAGGACUUGACGAUGAAGACGAUGAUUGGUUUGGGUAAACAACGAGGCGGACUUUAUUACUUGGUCGCAUUGGCGUCAACAACACCAAGCCCUAAAUUCAGAUCCUCUGCUACCAUUGCUAGCCAUCCAUCUUGUUCUCAUGUCACCUCCUCCACCGACUUGUGGCAUCGCCGAUUAGGGCAUCUAUCUUCCUCUAGAUUAGAUUUUAUGGCAAAAAAUUUGCUCAAUUUCCCUUUCAAAUCCAAUAAUGCUUGUGACACUCCUUUUGAAUGCCUUUAUGGCAAGGUCCCUUCCUAUUCCCAUCUUAAGGUUUUCGGGUGUCUUGAAUAUGCUACUGAUGUGCAUGUCCUUCAUAAAUUCACUCCUAGAGCCAAACGUUGUGUUUUCCUUGGUUACCCGGUCGAUCAAAAAGCUUACAAGCUCUAUGACCUUACCAAUCAUAAAUUUUUCACUAGUCAUGACAUUGUUUUUCAUGAAAACAUUUUUCCCUAUGAGUCCCUUCAAUCCAUUCCAACACCUCCAGCCCCCGUCCUUCCUCAUUUUAUGUCUAACCCUCCUGUUUCAGACUCAUUCCCCAUAACCUCCACAGCACCAUUAGAACUGGUCCAUCCCGUUACCCCAUUUGAAAUGGCCCAUCCAGAUUCUCCUUCUUCGUCUCCUGAUCCAGCCACUUCCACCUUUGAUCAGCCCAUUGCUGCCAACGUCGUUCAGCCCCCUCCCGUACCGGUUUUAGGACGUUCUCAACGCCAUCACAGUCCUCCACGUGCUUUACGUGAUUACGUUUGCAACCAAGUGACAUCUCCCAAACCAUCGCUGCCUUCGUCAUCUGGUUCCACCAAACGUACGAGGUAUCCUCUUUGUAACUUUCUCUCUUACCAUCGUUACUCACCACAACAUCAUUCUUUUGUUGCUACUAUUAGUCAGGAUGUUGAGCCCAGCUCUUAUACAGAAGCUGCUUCCCAUUCACACUGGAAGGACGCGAUGCAAUUUGAAUUGGAAGCUUUAGAAGCAAAUCACACUUGGUCUCUCACUCCUCUCCCUCCUGGCAAGAAACCCAUUGGAUGUCACUGGGUUUAUAAAAUCAAAAGCCACUCAGAUGGCACCAUAGAGCGUUAUAAAGCUCGUUUGGUGGCCAAGGGUUACACACAGUUGGAAGAUAUCGAUUAUCAUGACACUUUUUCUCCCACUACUAAAAUGAGUAUUGUUCAUUGUUUAUUGGCUCUGGCAACUGCUCAGGAUUGGUCCCUUCACCAAUUAGAUGUCAACAACGCUUUCCUUCAUGGUGAUCUCCAUGAAGAAAUUUAUAUGUCUCCACCUCCUGGUCUUCAGCGACAGGGGGAGAACUUGGUGUAUCACCUCAACAAGUCGUUGUAUGGUUUAAAGCAAGCUUCUCGUCAAUGGGUAUUUUAG